Molecule: messenger RNA, 973 nt
Organism: Eufriesea mexicana
Lineage: Eukaryota; Metazoa; Arthropoda; Insecta; Hymenoptera; Apidae
Product: thioredoxin-2
Exons: 4
Coding region: 458-775 (105 amino acids)
Molecular function (GO): protein-disulfide reductase activity
Source: RefSeq, a predicted model, not a curated record
AAUUCUAUUUUAGUAUAUUGUAAACUUCAAUUAAAAACAUAUAUAAACUUUAUCGAAUAUCCUUCAAAGUUGCGUGUAGUUCCUCAUUAUGAUAUAAGCCGUUACUAGGAAGUAUAGUGUAAGUCUGGACACUCGGAUAUGUUCGUCAAUCUUCGGAGAUCUUUCGUUGAACUGUGAGUAAAAUACGGCCACUGCGCACGUCGUUUUGCCUUCGCUAUACUUUGUGUCGGGUAUGACACCGCUCUAUGGAACCCAAGUAUAAGAGAGAAAGAGAAACAGAGAGAGAGAAGAAGAAGAAAAAGAAAGAAAGAGAGAAAGUGAACGUGAAGCAGGAUAAGUGUGAGUGAGAGAGGGAACAGAACUACUGAGGAUUCUGACCACAGCGCUCAGUCGCUAACGAAGCACCGGAACUAUUGGUUAAACGUUUCUUGUGGUUAAGCAUUUCUUAGAAGUAAAAAUGAUCGUCCAAAUUGAAGAUGUCAUGGACUUGAAAAAUAAGCUUGAAGCAGCUGGAAACACUUUAGUUGUAAUUGAUUUCUUUGCUACGUGGUGUGGUCCAUGUAAGAUGAUUUCACCCAAACUGGAAAAAUUAGCUGAAGAAAUGCAAGAUGUUAUUUUCUUAAAAGUUGAUAUAGAUGAAUGUGUAGAACUUGCUACUGAAUAUGAUAUUAUCAGUAUGCCUUCCUUCGUUUUUAUCAAAAAUGGUCAAGUGCUGGAAUCCUUUUCUGGUGCUAAUUAUAACAGACUUAAAAGCACAAUUCUGAAGCACAAGUGAAUAUAUAAUUUUAAUAAUAAAAAUAUUUCUAAACAGAAUAUUGAUUAGCACUAAUCAACAAAGAUAACUAGGAAAAACCUCAUAAUCAUUAAAAUUGAAAUUAUGUAUUACUUUUUAUGUAAAUGUAAGGAAGUUAAUACAUUUUUAUUGAUACGUUGUCAAUUUUAUUAUACAUAUUUCAUUGCAAAAUAAAAUGUA